CAGAAUUUUACGGCUUCCCGGGGGAAGUUCUGCUUUCUGCGUGUUUGUGUUUAAUUUGGCGAAGGGCCUUCAAAUAUCAUAAAAAGUGCACGAGACAUCCACACAAACAACUCUAAAUCAUCUGACCCUCGCUAUUCCAAUACCCCCCUCGCGAAGACGCAAGAUGUGCGCUUGCCGCAUAGUGCGCUGCGCAUUUCCAGUUCGAGCGGUCAAGGUGACAACAGGGACCGAAUGAAGAGCAGCUUCGCAGAGGUGCGGGAGUGUGUGGAUGCUACAGUGAUCCGCUAGACUGACGUCUCACCGGUAGCGCAGCCGAAGACCGCAGCCCGGUUAUUCUACAGACUUCAAUAGAGCCAAGCAGUCGACAUCUCUCCUGCAGAGAGGCAGAGAGGAGGAAAAACAGAAGUUCAGCCGCGGCGAGCUGUAGUUUUGCAGCAUGUUCCACCUUCAGCAAUCUCCGUUCAAACGCUCUCGCUCAGAAACUGUUUGAUUUUGCUGGUGUGCGGGCUCGUUUUUUUUUGGGAAAAGACCCGUCGCUUCCCCCGUUUCGGCUGAUGUAAAGAAAAUCUCUCCCUCUAUAUUGGAAUGAUGUGGACCUCUCAUGAUACUGUUGGAUUUGUUUUCUUGGCCGGGUUUUGCGUGCAGUUGGGAUUCUCCCUUGAAGGUCGCUUCACGGAUCUGCCCUCCAACAUGACGGUUAAAGAAGGGCAAAACAUAGAAAUGGCGUGCGCUUUCCAGAGCAGAACCGCGUCGGUGUAUUUGGAGAUCCAGUGGUGGUUCGUGAAGGCGCCGGAACCCACUGACGGCGAGGAGAACGCCGAAGAGAUGGAGAUGAUUCCAGAGCCCGAUCCGGACGACGAGGGGACAAAAAUAAGUACAGUGAAAGUCCAGGGCAAUGACAUCUCACACAAGCUGCAGAUCUCCAGAGUCAGCAAGAAUGACGAGGGACUGUACGAGUGCCGGGUGACGCGGGCCAACUACGGGGAGAUUGUGGAGUACAAAGCCCAAGCCUGGCUCAAGGUCAACACCACGGCCCGGCCCCGGCGACCCCUGCAGACCCCCAAGAAGAGCUCCCCCAUGCACCUGACGGACAAGAAGCCCAGAAAGUCCAGCUCGCCUCAGGACAGCAUGAGCUCAGACCAGAGGACGGCCUCCACCUCCACCUCCCACACAUCCUCCAACACAGCUAAACACAGCCCCGGCUCAGGUACGAGAAUAUGCUCCAGCUCUGGACUGGCCGUCCUGCUCCUGGCGUGCGGGUUGGUGAGGGAUGCCUUGUUAUAAUGUGAAGGACUAACAUGCUUUCUACCCCGGAUCUCUCUCUCUCUCUCUCUGUCUCUUUGUUUGCUCUCAAAAGAGUAGACGAGUAAAUUGCCUGUUCCGCCCCCCUCCUCCUCCUCCUCCUCCCCCACCUCCACCUCCCAUGCAGUCAGCACAGUGGGCCCUCAUCCCCGGCCGCUGCUGCUCUUGCGCCCAGCACAUUGUUAUUAGCCACUGUUAACACGAGUCACCUUUAAACCCGAUGGAUUACCUUUUGUACAGACGUCGCCGCGACGGCCCUCCUGUGUGAAAACGGACUCUGUCAUGUUGGGAAAAAUCUCAUGGAAGACUUUCUUAUGGCUCAUUGCUCAGAAAAGAGGAGAAUCUAUAUUUGUGUAAUAUAUAUGAUUCUAGAUAUAUAUCUGUUUUAUUUGAACACAUAGACUUUCUGUAUGUAACGUGCUGUAGCUGACACUCACCAUAUUGAGCUUCAUUGUGAAUAGAGACUCUGCAAAAGAAACGCGCUCCGCUGACGUUUUGUGUUCGUUCCGACUGUUAACAUGAACCACCGGGUCGCGAGGGGUUAACGUUUCCGUUUCUGCUCCAUGCAAAUGGUCCUACAUCCUGUUUGUGAUACACGUACAGGUGUGCAUGCUAAUGACCCCGAGGCUCAGACGAGAGGGACGCGCGACUCAAACCUCGGCCUGUUGAAUUCAGCUUUAUUUUAAUGUGCUGGCUUUGCUGUGACAACAAACUGUCCUUUGUCAUUUUGAUUUGUAUCACGUCCUCAGUAGGAAUAAAAAAAGGAUGUCACACGCUGAGAGUCCCUCAGAAUCCUUAUGUAGUAUGUAGCUAUGAAUGAACUACUAGUUUGCCAUCACACAAAGGUUUUAGAUUCCGGAUGAUGAGAGAUGAUACUUGGUUCAACACAUUUACACACACACAGUAUGACCCAUGUUACACUGUACUGUACUGACAUAGAUUUUUCACAGUAAUUUACUUUUGCUUUAUUUCCAGAUGAUGCGUUGUAGCAGUUACUGUCCACACAGAGCAUUUAUAAGCAAAACGCUUUGACAAUCCGACACAAACACACAUAGGGGGAGGUGCUGCUGAUUACCAUGACUCAGCAUUCUUCGGCUGUCGUUAACUUCUGAGCUGAGAAGGAAAGCGUGAACCAUCCGCCACAUGCGCUGUCGAGCUGAAAUCACGCAGCAGGUCAAAGUUUAUUUCCCACCAAUGUAACUGCAGGAGCAGAGCAGUUGUUUUUUUUGUUUUCUUUUAUUUUUGCUCAGUUGAAGCCCAACGACUCAGCGCGAUUUAAACGUGAAGCAUGAUAACGUAGGUCCCCGUGUCACCUACCUGCAGAUGUCCCGUCAUGACUGUGCUCUUGUUCCCCAAGAAGCAUUACACGGAUUGUUUUAUUCCCUGUGCAAACGAGGCAAACUCGCCCCCUGCACCAUUACUGUCUCCUCCAAAGAUCUGUGGAGGGAAACCUGUCGAUUCAGCAGCGACGCUCGGGCGCUGACUGAGCGUGCGGUGUGUUCUGGGAUCAGACCAGGGACAUCUUCUGCUCAGCAGCUUCCACGCCGGGUCGCAGACGCGUGGGCGACGACGAGCAGCCGAUCCCAUCCUCCAAGUUCUGAAAGAGCGUCAGGGUUCAUUUGACAGGAAAUCGAUGUCUUUGUUUCUUAAUGAGACGUGCUGUGGAGCGACUGGACAUGCAGCAGCUUAUUCUAGGUCCGGGAUUGAUUCCGCUGUAAAAGGCUCGCGCUCGAACACUUUUCGAUUAGACAUAAUUUGUCCAACUCUCAUGUAAAAAGUCAAAGACCUGUAUAAAUUGUAAAUGAACUGAUCAGCAUGUUAACAUGAUUAUUUUUCAGUCCAUUUAAAAAGGCAGAGGCCAGUGAUGUUCUGUACUUGUAACAAUGGUGUCAUGUACUCAUCCAAAUGUUAACGCGUCCAGAGUGGGCCUUCAUUUCUCCCAAACCAGCUUGGGUCAAUGUAUUUGAUAAAAAAAGUAUCCACAUAUAUUAAAACCAUCUUCCAUCCUGAUCUAAGGGAAUGGCUUGAAUGCAGUUUUUUCCAAAAGACUGAAGAAAUAAUUUACUUAGUAAAAAAAAAAAAGAAAUGAUGAUGAUUUGGGGUUUUGAUGGAGGCUGAGCGAGGUCUCUGUUACCAAAGAGGAGGGUUGAUCCAGGGAUGCUACUGCACACGGUCCGUUUGUGUUCUGUUUGAUAUGCCAUGCUCCUUCCACUCUAGAUGUAUUUGCCUCUUCUAAUGUGUUUCAUUUCAAUGCGGUCCUGUCUGUUUGUUGAGCUUUCAGAGAUUCUGAUGAUUCUAAUUCUCUCUUUUCUUUGGUAUUGUGUGAGGCUUCUGUACUGGAACAUUGCAACAGUUUGUAUUAUAAUGACAAUAUCAGAAUAAUAUUUAAAUAAAUCAUUUUCACAGAUGAAAUUCAAA
Molecule: messenger RNA, 3720 nt
Organism: Betta splendens (Siamese fighting fish)
Lineage: Eukaryota; Metazoa; Chordata; Actinopteri; Anabantiformes; Osphronemidae
Gene: vstm2a
Product: V-set and transmembrane domain containing 2A
Exons: 5
Coding region: 586-1284 (232 amino acids)
Source: RefSeq, a predicted model, not a curated record